Hyaloscypha bicolor E is the source of this 3302-nucleotide messenger RNA. RefSeq lists its product as uncharacterized. The transcript is spliced from 2 exons. The record is from RefSeq and is a predicted model, not a curated record. Bases 446 to 3025 code for a protein of 859 amino acids. Lineage: Eukaryota; Fungi; Ascomycota; Leotiomycetes; Helotiales; Hyaloscyphaceae.
GUCGUUGCUAAGGCGAGAAGACACGACCUCCGAUCAGCGGCUAGCCGUCCACUCAUAGUUGCGGAGGAAUUAAAUCACAUCUCGUGCAAGAACACCGCACCCUGUGUUCCGGGCUAAGCAGCCAGAGGAUGCAGAAUAGAUCAUGCAGUAGGCAGGGUGGGUUGACAAUGGCAGACUCGGAUAGCGUUGCCUUUUAUUGCUCUUCGACUUGAAACCUCCAUCCUUUCCAUGUAGACAUUCCUUAAAUACCUAUCACGGAAUGGUUCGUUACUGGCCGUAUCUACAUUCCGCAGACUGAUUUCAAUCUCUGGAAUGCAAGGAAGUAUGUCCUCGCAACAAUGGUCGAGCGUUUCCGCGGGUUUUUGGUCUUCUGCUACAACUAAAUUAUUGGAGCUGAUGGUUUUCGCUAUUCAAAGAAUCAUUGGCAUCAAUUAUCGAAUUCAAAAUGCAUCCAAAGGCGUGGGAUAUAGAGGAGCUGAUUUUGGCUAAAGCACUAAAUGUUGGAACAGUACGGAUACCUGAUCUCAAGAACAAUUUACACAGAAUAUUUCUUCCCGGACGUUGGCAAGUAACCAAGGAAGAGUAUGAAGCGCUUGUCCCCAGUAUGCGACUUGCUUCCCACCUCAUUGAAAUAAGCAUAACGUAUCUAUCCAACUUUCUUCCCUCAGAUCAACUACACCAGGUCCUUGCACCGAAGACGAGGAAUGCCGAUGGCAGCUGUUCGGGUUAUACGGUUCACUUGAGAACGGACAACGUUUCGCCAAGGAAAUUGGAGGAAACGAGGGCGGAGCUCAACGCUGUCUCUGAGAUUGUCUUCUGGCAGGUGAAUUAUGAGAUGUAUCAGACCUUGUCGUGGCAAGGUAUCACUAGGACCGUCUUUGAUGCUCCACGUCCUUGGGCAGAGAUACUGCCCGAAGAAACGAUGACAUCGGACACCCGACUCAAGAGUCAGGGUUAUACGCGCCGACCCCUAACAAUCGGAAUUAUGGGCGAGUAUGUGAUGGCCCUGAGGCAGCUUACUCCAGGGAGUGAAGCCCAUUUACGGGCGAUCUUCUUGGCUGCUAUAACAAUGACCCACGAAGUUAGCCAUCUUGUAUUUCAACAAGAUUUUAGGUCUUUGGACUAUGAUCCCACCCAGGGAUAUGAACCAUGGGUAGAAAGGGACUGCUGGGCGGACCUCGGUCUUUCCUGCGUUGGUUGGAUUUUCAGUGGAUACAACCCCAUGCCGUGUGUAAUAGGAAGCAUUGAUUACCCAUGGGACUUCCAAGCUCCUCUUGCUUGGUUCAAGCAAUUCACAAUUGAUGAGCAACCACUUUAUGAAACCGCUUACUCUAUUGGAGUUCCGUAUCUGGAGGAGAUUUUAUCGACUACGUUUUGGGACAGUCUUGGAGUUCCAGACGCCAGCAGAUUUUCGAAAGAGGCAAAGAGAAGGCUGAAACCGGCGACAGGAUCCGUUGAGCCACAGCCCGCCACAGCCAUGCUUCCUCAGUGGAAGUGGACAAGGCUCGAAAGUGCAUCGUGGAAGACUAAGUUCAACGACAGAAGAGUGGGGAGCAGACCUAUGGUAACACCUGACGAAAUUCAAUGGGAGCAAGCCCAACUCCGGAUACAAUACCCGCACUCUCGUCCAACUUUAUGGAAUGGCGAUCCCAAUCCCAGGAUAAACCUCUUAGACGUUGCGGACGAGGACGAAGACGGAGAAUUUGGCGUUGGACCUUCAGCCAAGUUAUAUUUGGGACGCAACCUCAAUUCGCUGCGGCUGGCAGAUCUUCCGCCGAGGGAGAUGGACGACGGAUUCAUAAGUCCAGAUUUACCCGGAUAUCAAGGAGGGUCAGCAAAUGUUCUCUUGACUGUGAGAUACCGCCCCGAGCGGGUUUUGGCUCGACCCCCCAUAAGCCACUCCAAGAAAUAUAUGAACAGCCCCAACGACCCUGAGAAAGGAGAAAGAUUCAACGGCGAAGGUUACGACCCAAACGACCUCACCACCAUCUUACACAGCAAAGUUGACCACAAAAUCUCGAGGAUGACACAUGAACAGGCCUUCAAAUACUGCAAGGCUCGAGGUAUAAGGUUUGGGUUGGGCUACGAGGAUGACGAGACCUGGCAAAAGAGCAGACUCGAUCGGUCUAAUUACAAGGAACAGGGCUUGAUUCAAAGGAUCAAACAGUAUUCCUUUCAUCGACUUCAGGAGCGCUUCAGAAACCCGCCAAGCGAAGUGGUUCAGGUCAAAGAAUUUGCUUCUCCUGACAGCGAUUGGGUGAACGAGGAUCUGAUGUGGUUUUGCAGGACUCACGGCCUCAACACUAGCGGAGACAUUCAGGAUCGCAUGCAGCGGGUUCGGAAUUGGAUUGGUAUGGACUUUGAAGGAGCAUGGGCAGCGCUUUCGGUUCGAGAUGCGGCGAAGUUUGUGCAAACGGUUGGAGGUUACCAAAUUCUGAAUGAAGAUGACGUGACUAAGUGGACUAAAGCGGACUUAAUGGCAUUUUUCAGCAAGAACAAACUCCCCACCUGGGGCUCAAGGGACACGUGGGAACAACGAGUCCUCAGAUCCCGAGACGAAGAAACUGCGUGUGGAGAGGUUUCCCGCUGGGCCAUCAACCAAGAUGCCCUGGUGAGAAGAACUAACUAUGCCAAGGGCAACAACCAGAUGCCUGCGCCGGACCCAUCACUUAAGCGUACCUACGACAUCAUGGAGGGAAAUGUAGCACCGACCAUUACAGAACGCAUACAGCAAGUUGGCCAGCUUGCUUCUCGACUUAUGCAAGCUACUGAGGCAGGGGGAGGAAGAGAGAUCCUGCAUCCGCAUCUGAACGGGCGGAAGUCGACCAGCGGGGCGGAAAUCUUGGAUAACCUGGAGAAUAUGGAAGAGGUGCAGGAGCAGAGGAGGGAGGCUCUGAAGCGGGCUGUGGGAGGUGGGAAAGAGAAUGAGGUGCCGAGUGAUGGCGGGGAUGGUGCAAUUCCGAGGGGGCAUGAGGGGACAUUCAUGGCCGAGACGUAUCGGUCUAUCGAUUCUCACUGCUCGUGAGUUGUUUGGCGGAAUCGAGAAUGGCUGCGGCGGGGUGGAAGGUACUUCGAACUGAGGUUUGAGUUAAGAUUUGCGGACUUGGCUGACCUUUGCAAUGGGCAUGAGAACCUGCAGGCCAGGGCCAUGCCAUUGAGGUUGGUGGUUUAUCUCUUUGGGUUGGCAUGCUGAAGUAAUAUAUUGAUAUUCAUUGACUUGGGACAAAGGGGGCUAGGGGUUUGUGAUAGCAUCCUAUGUGGUUUGGUAGUGAUUGUCUUAAUAAUAUUUCCCAAUUUCUGGC